Messenger RNA from Ylistrum balloti, 2430 nucleotides. Its product is annotated as WD repeat-containing protein 93-like. NCBI's taxonomy places the organism in Eukaryota, Metazoa, Mollusca, Bivalvia, Pectinida, Pectinidae. The record is from RefSeq and is a predicted model, not a curated record. The transcript has 20 exons. Gene Ontology annotation, molecular function: protein binding. Gene Ontology annotation, biological process: electron transport chain. Bases 1 to 2184 code for a protein of 727 amino acids.
AUGCCCGUUUACUUGAGGAAAAACGUCAACUUCACGCCGCCAUCGCUCGAUCAUAUUCCUGUUGAACAAGAAGAUGAUUAUGUUCAAGAUCCGGAACAGCUCAAGGAUCACUUGCCUCAGCCGUAUCGUAUGCUGGACAAAGUGUUGAAUAAAGUAUUCGAAGAUGCAUGGGCUAUCAUUGAACAGAGAGAAAACGCUGCUUUGGAAGAAGCUCGAAGAUUUAAGCCACCACAGUUCGAUUAUGAAGAAGAAAUUGAGGUGCUUGGUGGAGCAACGAGCAUUACCUGUAGUAGUGAUGGAAAGAUUGUGUUUGUGGGACUGCCAAAUGGAAUAGCUGUCAUAGAUUCUGUUACUCGCAACAGGAUUUGUGCUUGGGAAGAAGAAAAAAUAGAAAUCAUCCGCUUGAAGACAUACCCUAUUGCAGAGAGCAUGUAUCUGAUAGUAAGCCUUGAUGAUAUGGGUCUAGCUAGACUUCAUGCUUUUGCUGGUGAAAGACUGUUCCUUCUGAAGUUGCUAAAUGAAGCACAGGAGGAAAAGUCUUCAACACGACUACUGAUACAUAAGUGUGAGGCAUCUGCUGAUGGGGAAUAUCUCGGCUCCCUGGUGGAAAACCCCACGUCUGCAGAAGUGUGGCUAGAGAUCUACCGACUUCCCCGAGAUGAGUGGGUUCAGGAACUGGAGAAAAGGCUUGCUGAUGCCCAGAAAGAACUGGAGAAGAAAGACGGAAAGACAGUGGAAGAGCCCCCAACACCAGUGGCUACAGAGGAGGGUGAUGGAGAAAGUGAACAGCAGGAAAACCAGCCAGAAACAACACCACAUCCGUCUACACAUCCAGACAAGGCAGCCAAAUUCACACAGAUUUCACUUGUGAUGAAGUUGAAACCCCCGUCCACACCAACAGCCAUUGAAAAGAGAGGUAACCUGGCCCCCUCCAUCCAUGGAGCAUGUCAGAAAGUGGACAGUGGGGACGUAAUAGGCACCGGCCAGAACCACAUACUGACCACAAGCCAUCUGGAACAGAGAGCGGAAAUAUUUGAGAACAACUACAAACACAUGUUAGACUAUUUACCCAAGGAGGAGAAGAUGAUAGAUCUUACCAGAGAUGUCAACUUUCAUUUCAUGACUUCAGGAAGGUUGAUGCACAACUCACAAGAAUCCCCAAACCAUCCAGGGAGCCCAACCAAUGUUGCAGUGUGGUGGCAGAACAGCACUCAUCUGUACCAUUACUCAUUGUUCAAACAGCCUGCAAAAGAUGGAGAAAUGAAGCCUGACCUGGUUUGGCCUUUCACUAGUAAGAUUACUGCCACAACGAUGUCCACAGACUCCAACCUGUUUGUAAUAGGAUUGGCCUCCGGGAAUGUCGUGAUGUGGGACAGGUACCUGGGUAUGCAGAGAGGGGUGGUAAGUGUUACCACAAAGGCAGCUAUACAGCAUAUGUGGUUCCUGGACCCUAGCCUUUGUCCUCAGGACAUCAGUAACUACCCACCUUACCAAACCAGGACCACUGCCUACCUCUUGGUACAGAGUAGUGAUGGUGCUGUGUUCUACAUCAUGGUUGGGGCAGGACUUCCCCUGGAAUCCUAUUAUGUCUCACCACCCGUGGAUAAAGAAGAAAACAUGUUUACACAAGUAGAACCCAUUCAAGGAAAGCCAGAGCUGACGAUGGUUGUGUUAAAGAAAGGUGCAAUCCAGAUAAAACACACCUUACAUGGCAAUGUUUUGUGUGAGACCAAACUACCACCUACCCACCAGGUUGUCACUCCCUGGGAUCCUAUCAUCACAACAGCGUGCAGGGGGGAGCGUUUGUUUGUGAGAGGAGAGGCUAAAGAACAAAAACCAACUGAACUGGAAGGCGAGGAACAGGAACCUCAACCAGAAGUCGAGUCCGUGGCAAGUAUGUUGUUUGUCUUUAAUCUCAAGGAAUUUUCUCCCCUCGAGGAAUUCAUGGGUGCAGAAAGAACACCUUUGCCGUUUACGAUCCAUACCACUAUUGACAAGCGGGUGGAUGCCUUAAUGACAGAAAGAAUCGCCCAGCAGGCUUUACGUAAAACACGAAUGCAGGAUCGAUGGGGCAUAAUGAAGGAGGAAAUCUGGGCGAUACUGCAAUACAAAGAUCAAGCAGAGAAGAAAGCAGACCAAAGACCCAUCUACAACUAUCAAACAAUUUACCAUUAUGAACAGUAGUCCUUUGUAAGCUGACGGUAUAUGACUCCUGGUUCCAUCGGAUGGGGAACUGCCCUGUUCAGUUAAAGAGAAGAAAAGACAGUUAUUAAUAUAUAAUUUUUUCAGAAAAGGACAGAAAACUUUCAUGUACGAUAAAUCGAAAGCAAAUCAGUGCAGGUGUCCUGAAAGCGGAAAGAUGAUUCAAUAUGUGUAUAUAACAGAAGAAAUAAAUCUAAUUUGUAUAUAUAGUGUACAUAUAUUUGAAGU